Oncorhynchus masou masou (cherry salmon) is the source of this 915-nucleotide messenger RNA. Its product is annotated as nucleoside diphosphate kinase homolog 7-like. The record is from RefSeq and is a predicted model, not a curated record. Gene Ontology annotation, molecular function: ATP binding; nucleoside diphosphate kinase activity. Gene Ontology annotation, cellular component: centrosome. Lineage: Eukaryota; Metazoa; Chordata; Actinopteri; Salmoniformes; Salmonidae. Gene Ontology annotation, biological process: GTP biosynthetic process; UTP biosynthetic process; CTP biosynthetic process. The transcript is spliced from 9 exons. The coding region runs from base 61 to 915 and encodes 284 amino acids.
GAAUUUGGCUGACCUGCCAAUCAAUCAGUUGACCAACUGCUGUGAUAAUGCACUGACUGGAUGAAUGUGAUGUGCAUUCAGACUAGCUUAGAGGAGGAGCGUUUUGCCUUCCUGGCAGAGUGGUAUGACCCCAGUGCUGCUCUCCUGCGCCGCUACCAGCUGCUGUUCUACCCCAAAGAUGGCUCUGUGGAGAUGUUUGAUGUGAAGAACCAGCGUACCUUCCUGAGGCGGACCAAAUACGAUGAGCUUCACCAGGAGGACCUGUUUGUUGGAAACCGUGUGAACGUGUUCUCCCGUCAACUCGACCUGAUUGGAUAUGGAGACCAGUAUACAGGAAACAAGCUCGGCAGCAAGAAAGAGAGAACUCUUGCUAUGAUAAAACCAGAUGCAGUCAACAAGAUGGGAGACAUUCUACAGAUGAUCAAUGACGCCAACCUGAUCCUAACCAAAGCCAAAAUGACAAAGCUGACAUGGAAGCAGGCGGCAGACUUUUACACUGAACAUCAGACAAAGUCUUUCUUCAACAACCUGGUGCAGUUUAUGACCUCUGGCCCCGUGGUUGCCAUGGAGCUGAUGGGUGACGAGGCAGUGUCAGUGUGGAGAAGGAUUCUAGGCCCCACUGACUCGGGCGUAGCACGGAAAGAGGCCCCACCAAGCCUGAGAGCUCAGUUUGGCACAGAUGGCACCAGAAACGCUGGACAUGGGUCUGACUCACUGGCUUCAGCAGCAAGAGAGCUGGAGUUUUUCUUCCCAUCCACAGCGGGCCAUGGUCCCGCUAACACGGCCAAUUGCACAGACUGUGCCUGUUGCGUCAUCAAACCUCACGCUAUAUCAGAAGCCCUGACAGGAAAGAUCCUCCACUCCAUCUCAGCAGCAGGUUUUGAGAUCUCAGCCCUGCAGAUGCAGAGGGGUUGA